UCCUGCCAGAGGUGCCAUGGCUCCUCCAAAUAUUCUUACACCAGAGGAUUUGGAAAUCUCUCUCUCUAUAUAUAUAAAUAAAAAUAAAAAUUCUCUGACUCUCUCUGUGUCUCUCUCUUUCUCUGUCUCUUUCUUACCCUUCUGUUGCUACAAAUUCCAUUUCUUUUGAUUUUGAUUCAGAGGAGUGGAAUAACCAAAGACAAAACAAAUCAUAGAGAGAAAGAGAGAGAUAAUCAGAGCUUAAAAUUUGUUAUAUAAAUAUAGAUUAUAAUAUGAACAAUAUCUUCUCUGUUUACAUUACUCAUAUUCCUCCCCUCAGAUCCUAGUUUCUUUCAUUUUCUCAUCCGGGUUCUCUUCGAACAUGGAGGACUCAAGGGUCUGCUUUGAUUGGUGUUUUAAGGAUCUAAUGAUGAUCUUUGAUUGGAUUUGACAAUUUCACACUUUCUUUUUCACUAGAUUGCCAAUAAGAUCCUAUCAGUUUCAUCACUUAAGUAGAAGAGAUGGAAUCAGAUCUUGGUAAGCUCUUCAUUGGUGGGAUUUCUUGGGACACAGAUGAAGAACGUCUCAAGGAAUAUUUUAGAAACUAUGGAGAAGUGGUGGAGGCAGUGAUCAUGAGAGAUCGAGCCACAGGUCGGGCUCGUGGCUUUGGUUUUGUGGUGUUUUCCGAUCCUGCUGUUGCUGAGAGGGUCAUCAUGGAUAAGCACAUGAUUGAUGGGCGCACGGUUGAAGCAAAGAAGGCUGUUCCUAGGGAUGAUCAAAACAUGUUGAAUAGAAACAGUUCCAGUAUUCAUGGUUCUCCUGGCCCUGGACACACAAAAAAGAUUUUUGUUGGAGGUUUAGCUUCCUCAGUCACUGAGAAUGACUUCAAGAAGUACUUUGAUCAGUUUGGUACAAUUACUGAUGUGGUUGUAAUGUAUGAUCACAACACUCAAAGGCCAAGAGGUUUUGGCUUCAUUACUUAUGAUUCUGAGGAAGCAGUGGGUAGAGUUUUACACAAAACAUUUCACGAACUGAAUGGAAAAAUGGUUGAGGUCAAGAGAGCAGUGCCGAAGGAGCCAUCUCCUGGGCUUGUCCGCAGCCCUAUGAUAGGAUAUAAUAAUUAUGGUCUGAAUAGAGCCACCAACCUCCUUAAUAAUUUUGCUCAAAGAUAUAAUCUGAGCCCGGUUGGAGGUUUUGGAGUUGGGAUGGAUGGGAGGUUUAGCCCUCUUCCUACUGGUCGGAGUGGAUUUUCUCCAUUUGGUUCUACUGGCUAUGGAAUAGGUAUGAAUAUGGAAGGAGGGUUGAGCCCAAGUUAUGGCGGGACUUCCAACUUUGGCAAUAGUCUAGGAUAUGGACGAGUACUAAGUCCUUAUCCUAGUGGAACUUCAAACAAGUAUAGCACACCCAUUGGAUAUUGUGGGGGUGCUGGAAGAAAUGAAUCCAUUUUGAGUUCAACAUCCUGGAAUGUCUGGGGAAAUGGGGGCCUUAAUAAUGCCUCAAAUCCUGCCAGCUCUGGUGCUUACUUCGGUUCUGGAAGUGGGAAUUGCGGAGUUUCAUUUGGAAAUAGUGAAGCCAAUUGGGGUCCUGUUUUGGCUCCCAGUGGAGGAAGUGCUCCUGGCUAUGCUGGUGGGAAUAUGGAUAUUGGAAGUGGUGAUGGCAGCUAUGGGCUGGGAGGAGGAAGGCUUGGAAGAAACAUUAGCACAGGUGUGGUUGCAACUUCGUCAUUUGCUGGGUCAACUGGUGGUUAUAAGGCCUCUUAUGGGGACUUGUACCAUAGUGGCUCAGCUUAUGGUGACUCAACUUGGCGGUCUGCCACUUCUGAGCUAGAUGAUUCUAGUGCAUUCAGUUAUGGGCUUGGCAGUAUAACAGCUGAUGCCAAAAGUUCUGAGGGUUUCGUUGGAAGUUACAAUGUUAAAAGUCGACAGUCAAAUAGAGGAAUUGCUGCGUAGGAGAUUUGUCUUUUGGAUAUCAAAAGGUACAUUGUAGGUAAAAAGAAUGAUGUCAAAUGGAUGAGGAUUGUGAAUUUAAUACGUCUCCCUCUCGUUGCAUUUCAACUUAUUAUGGAUUCAAUCUUAUAGCUUUAACGUGGGGUUCUUGAUUUGAAGUAUACACCACAUUCAGAGAUGCGGCAGUUUACAAGGGAUUUUGCGUAAGGUUUGAGAUUUGAUUUUUUUUUCUUCUGAUAUAGUGAAAAAAACAAAAACUUAGAUUUCUUUCUGGGCAUUUGAGUGAGGUGUAAAAUCAAAUUGCAGAAUAUAUACUCAGGAUGAUUGGACAAUUAACAUCUUACGCAUAAGGUUUGAGAUUGUACGUGAGGUAUUGCAUUGAACAGUAGAGUAUUAAGUUUCUGAUUUUUUUUUAAAUUUUUGGCUGCUGUAGUACUCAGCAAAGUUGCUAGUUCUUGUAUGUAUAAGUUUCCUCUUUGUCUGGGAUCGUUUUUUUCCCGGAUUGUACGUGAGGUUCUGUUUGAUUUUCUAGUGUGAAACUUUCUGAGGGAUACCUAUUUAAGAUCCCUUUCAAAUAAAGUAAUUGAUGUUUUGGUUCA
Molecule: messenger RNA, 2524 nt
Organism: Mangifera indica (mango)
Lineage: Eukaryota; Viridiplantae; Streptophyta; Magnoliopsida; Sapindales; Anacardiaceae
Product: heterogeneous nuclear ribonucleoprotein 1-like
Exons: 5
Coding region: 501-1928 (475 amino acids)
Molecular function (GO): RNA binding
Source: RefSeq, a predicted model, not a curated record